AUGUCCUUCAUGUUAGUCAACAUCGUGUUCUACCGCGGCGACCGGGACCUCCUGUCAAAGGUCACGAUAGGAGACGUCGAGUUGGCGCUGCCCUUCAGCUUGACCUCUUUCAUAAUCGGUCUAGAAAGUUCACUCAUCGCUCUGCCAAUCAACGUGCUCAUCGCGGUGCUUUUUCGGUACUCCGGGGCAAGGAAGCAACCAUCGGGGUCUGCAAACUCGUUCAAACCAAAGAACAAAGAAAGUUACGGCGCCCGCCUUAAAGGACAGCACGUCGCGAAAUUCGUUCUCCCUCGCUACCUGCCGAAAGUUGACAACGCCCAGUCGGAGUUUGGCGCAGGGUACACGGCAGACCCGACAGCCUAUAUCGAGAAGUUAAAGAAAGAAGGAGCUUUCAAGACAGUGGAUACCAGAUACGUCGUUAAGAAAGAAGGGUCGAAGGUCACAGUGAACCGGAAGCCGUACCGUCCGUUUCCUUGGUGGUGCCGCAUCGUGGCCUGGCUCCUAGUGGCCGCCAUAGUGGUGGUGUGUGGAGCCUUCACUGUCCUGUACGGUAAUGAGUACGGUCGGGCCAAGUCUCAGUCCUGGCUCUUCGCCUUCCUCAUCUCCUUCCUGACUGAUGUCAUCAUCCUUCAACCGGUCAAGGUCAUUCUGGUCAUCAUCUUCUUCAAGCUCAUCACCAAGAAAACUAAAGUUCCCCCAGAGACCAUUUCAAUGAUGCAGAGUCGAAUGAACGCAGUGGAAGAGGCAGUAUGGGAGGGAAGGAGAAAGAAAUUUCUCCACCAUAUGUUGUACCAGGACGGUUACGUCCGAGAGCCGGCUUCGCCGCACAGUUACAUCAACACUGAAAACAGAUCAGUUACAUGGCAGUAAUAGUAGUACAUCUUAGGAAGAUUUCGGACAUCAAGGUUCGUACCCAGAUCUGUGCCUCGUGUAGAGACGUACCGUCUUACGUCUGAAAGAUCUUCCGCCGAUGUCGUCUUUGAAUGACUUCGAAGAAAGUGACCAGUGCCGAGCGCGAUAUCUCGCACUAUCGUAUCCGAAACUGUGCAUAUCUAGAUCCAUGCCUGAACGGGUUAGGGUUAGGAUCAGGCACGGUUCUGGAUAGUCUCCGCGUAUCCAAGAACGUAUACAGUACGUGGAUCUGCGUAGUCUCUAUCGUAUCCAAAAACCGUGCCUAUCUAGUACUAUAUGCCGCAAUGAAUUAGGAUUAAUCGUUAGGCACGGUGGAAAGUCUCCAACAACGUAGAUUUGCUCCCAGGCACGGUUCUGGAUAUGCGCAAACUAUACACAACUGUGCCUGAACAUGGUUCUGGAUAAAGUACUCCUGAAUCGUAGAAUAUAAUAUAAUGCUGUCCUUGGGAAAAAACGUACAAUAGAUUAGCUUUGGUAUAUUUAGUUUGAGUAUGGAUUAACUCUGUUGGAAUUGUAUUUUAGUAUAUUUCAUGUACCUA
Molecule: messenger RNA, 1451 nt
Organism: Branchiostoma belcheri (Belcher's lancelet)
Lineage: Eukaryota; Metazoa; Chordata; Leptocardii; Amphioxiformes; Branchiostomatidae
Product: polycystic kidney disease and receptor for egg jelly-related protein-like
Exons: 6
Coding region: 1-870 (289 amino acids)
Biological process (GO): detection of mechanical stimulus
Cellular component (GO): membrane
Molecular function (GO): calcium channel activity
Source: RefSeq, a predicted model, not a curated record